This is a messenger RNA of Lobosporangium transversale, 1715 nucleotides long. RefSeq names its product P-loop containing nucleoside triphosphate hydrolase protein. The coding region runs from base 114 to 1661 and encodes 515 amino acids. The record is from RefSeq and is a predicted model, not a curated record. Gene Ontology annotation, cellular component: proton-transporting V-type ATPase, V1 domain. The transcript is spliced from 8 exons. Gene Ontology annotation, biological process: ATP metabolic process; proton transmembrane transport. NCBI's taxonomy places the organism in Eukaryota, Fungi, Mortierellomycota, Mortierellomycetes, Mortierellales, Mortierellaceae. Gene Ontology annotation, molecular function: proton-transporting ATPase activity, rotational mechanism; ATP binding.
ACCACGACACCAAGCUCGAACGCGCAAUUGACCCCUUUCACAUUAUUUUCAUUCAGUUCCUCUUCAUUUAACGCCCAUCUCUCAAAUUCCUGUAAAAGUAAAUAAAAAACUAAAUGGAUCCUCGCCUUACUCCAAGGGAAGCUAGCGUGCUCCAUGCAGCUGCUGUUACCCGCAACUAUGCCAUUGAGCCGCGUCUUGAUUACCGUACUAUUGCUGGUGUCAAUGGUCCCUUGGUUAUGCUUGACAAUGUCAAGUUCCCAAAAUAUUCUGAGAUUGUUGAGCUUACACUUCCAGACGGCACCAAGCGCGCUGGCGAAGUUUUGGAAGUCCAGGGCAAGCGUGCAGUCGUUCAGGUCUAUGAAGGUACAACGGGAAUUGAUGCCAAGCAAACCCAUGUCGAGUUUUCGGGAGAUGUCUUGAAAAUGCCCGUCUCUGAGGACAUGUUGGGUCGUGUCUAUAACGGAUCAGGAAAGAGUAUCGAUAAAGGCCCUAAGGUUUUUGCUGAGGACUACCUCGAUAUUAAUGGUUCGCCUAUUAACCCUUAUUCCCGUAUUUACCCCGAGGAGAUGAUUCAAACUGGUAUUUCUGCCAUUGACACCAUGAACUCAAUUGCACGUGGUCAAAAGAUCCCCAUUUUUUCUGCCGCUGGUCUUCCUCACAAUGAGAUUGCUGCUCAAAUUUGUCGACAGGCUGGUUUAGUAAAGAAAACCAAGGGUGUGUUCGAUGAUCAUGAGGACAACUUUGCUAUCGUGUUCGCGGCUAUGGGAGUCAAUAUGGAAACUGCUCGUUUCUUCAAACAGGAUUUCGAGGAGGAUGGUUCGAUCGAGCGUGUCACUCUGUUCUUGAACUUGGCCAACGAUCCUACAAUCGAGCGUAUUAUCACUCCUCGUCUGGCUUUGACCACUGCAGAAUACUAUGCUUACCAAUUGGAAAAGCAUGUUUUGGUCAUUUUGACUGACAUGAGUUCCUAUGCUGAUGCAUUGCGUGAGGUAUCUGCUGCACGUGAGGAAGUGCCUGGUCGUCGUGGUUAUCCUGGUUAUAUGUACACAGAUUUAUCGACCAUCUAUGAACGUGCUGGUCGUGUUGAUGGCAGAAACGGGUCUAUUACACAGAUUCCUAUUUUGACCAUGCCUAACGAUGAUAUCACUCAUCCUAUUCCUGAUUUGACUGGGUUCAUUACUGAGGGUCAGAUCUUUAUCGAUAGACAGAUGCACAAUCGCCAGCUCUAUCCACCUAUUAACGUACUGCCAUCAUUGUCACGUCUUAUGAAGUCUGCUAUCGGCGAGAAGUUGACUCGUAAGGAUCAUGGUGAUGUCUCUAAUCAGCUAUAUGCCAAGUAUGCUAUUGGUCGUGAUGCAGCUGCGAUGAAGGCUGUAGUUGGAGAGGAAGCCCUGAACCAGGAAGAUAAGCUCAGUCUUGAGUUUUUGGAGAAGUUUGAAAAGACCUAUAUUGCUCAAGGAAACUAUGAAUCGCGUACUAUAUUCGAGUCACUUGACCAGGCAUGGUCGUUGUUGCGUAUCUUCCCCAAGGAGUUGUUGAAUCGUAUUCCUCAGAAAUUGCUUGCUGAAUUUUACCAACGCGAUCGCAAAGGACGUCGCCAUGGCAGUAGGGAAGGCGAUGCACCAGCACCUGAAGAGGACGAGGGUGAUGACGAUAACUAGAAUGUGAAGUAUAUCAUUGUCAAAGAAAAAAAGAAAAGGAAAAAGAAAAAGAGC